Messenger RNA from Glossina fuscipes, 4648 nucleotides. RefSeq names its product putative leucine-rich repeat-containing protein DDB_G0290503. The record is from RefSeq and is a predicted model, not a curated record. NCBI's taxonomy places the organism in Eukaryota, Metazoa, Arthropoda, Insecta, Diptera, Glossinidae. Gene Ontology annotation, molecular function: protein binding. The transcript is spliced from 9 exons. The coding region runs from base 625 to 4632 and encodes 1335 amino acids.
AAAAUCCUAUAAAGGUUAGCGGCCAUUUCAUUAAAUUUCUUUAAAUAAGAAAAAAAAAAAGAAAGACGCACGCACACACUCUCAUGCGAAUGCAAAAUGUUUUUCGUUUUUGUAUUUUUAAUCAUACAUUGCAAAAAGUGUUUUGUUUUUUAAAGGCUUAAUAAUAGACGAUUAUUCAUCGUAUGCUUGAUUUUCGAAUUCUUUUUUUACAUUAAAAGUGUAUGUUGUGCGAAUUAAAAAUUGAAUAAUGUAUUUUUGCCUGCAUUUGCACUCAUAUGCAUACAUGUGUGCUUUGGGUAAAAUUUGUUUGCGAUUGUAACUGUAAAACGCAACGCACACAACGCACACAACGCACAAUAACACAAUUAAAAGUAUCUUAAAUGAAGUGAAGUCAUAAUAAAUACAAAGUGUGUACUCAAUUAAUAAUAAUUAUUAGAUUGGAAGCGGAAAGUCCAUAUAAAGCUGACAUUUACGUACCUUUACAUACGCUUACAUCCGCUAUUCACUUGAAACUAUUAAGAAUUAUGAAAAAAUUUACAUUUCAAUUCGUGUUUAGUAAAGUGGAGUGUAAAGUAUAUGUAUAUGCGGAAAUUAUACGUCAAGAAAUAAAUUUCUUGUUAUAAGAUGUCGUUAAAAAAGGAUCCUUCCCUGCGAGUCGCUGCCAAUGAUCCGCACUUAGUUAGUUUGGGCGGGGGACGACUAAGCACAGCAGUCACAAUACAUUAUAUACCAAUUGGCGAAACGACAGUUGGCUCGUCCACUGGUUGCUGCAUAUCGCUCAAUGGUCCCGGUGUGCGAUCGCUUCAUUGUACAAUCAGUCGUAGCCGAGAUAAUCGGGUUACUAUGCAGCCGGAACAAAAUGCUCGUGUCCUCAUCGAUGGACAGAAAAUUGUCCAAAAUACCAAUUUAACCCAAGGCGCGAUGAUAACCAUUGGUAAUUCAUACUAUUUACGAUUUAACAAUCCUGCCGAGGCUCAAUUAAUGCGCUCCGUAAUAGAAUCACAAGAAGACAUAUCCGUCAUACCGCAAAUUAUUGCUAAUAAGGAAUCGAAAGAUGAUUUUUCACAUAAAUUAAACAGUAUUAUUCGUAAUGAUGAUACUUCGAGUGAAAUGGAGGGAUUUCAGAGAGAUCAGUGUACACAUGGCAUCGUUACCGGCGGUACAAAUGAUAGAAAAGAAGAACCAAAGUUUAAAGCGAAUGCUUAUAAUCAUAAAGUUUAUAAUAACUUGGCUCCCGCCGAGAUUAAUGAGCUUCACUGCCCGAAGGUGUUUACCUCUGAUCUUGUUACUGUAAAUAUGCCGGCCAAAGAUGUUUUGGGCAAAAAAUACAAAAGUUUUGCAAAAAACUUGAUCGAAAAUCAUCGCAAUGAAAAGAACAUCUGCAACACUUUACUUAAUAAUCAAGUCCAGAAUUGUAAAUUAAACACAACUGUUCAGCUUAGUGAGAACAAGCUUGUUAACAUUCCCACCAACAAUGUCGCAAUGUCUCAACCAACGGGUACAGAGUUUUUAACUAAAGUAAACAAUAUAUCUUCCGCAUCGCCAUCACAUCGUAACGCUGUCAACGCUUAUGAACGAUAUCCCAAACCGGGCGCAUACGGCGGCUUUCAAAUUUUUCCCAUGAAUUGCAUUAACUCAGAAAUGAACAAUAGCUCGUCAAGUACGACAAAUGUUCAGGACACACAAUCAGGUUCGAACGAGCAAGAACGUUUAGAAGAUAUGCUUAAAAUAUGCACCGAAUAUGCUGAUCGUCAAAAUCAAAGCUGUAACAGCAGUCUGACUUCAUCGCCAAUUGUCCAGAAUCGCAUCAAAACGAACGGAUCAUUGCCAAGAGAUAAAAAAUCGCCUUUUUAUUAUGAUUUUUCCGGCGGUCAAUUGCAGCAGUCUCUAUCCGAAAGUAAUAGAAGUCUUUCCGAGGAUGGCAAUCUGGAACGGUCACAUUGUGUCACUAAUAUAAUGAACACAAACAAUGGCUACGAAAAUAUACGCAUUAUUGGACAAAAUCGUAUAGAGGCAAUAAAUCAAUCGAUUCUUUCCCCCAAGUCUGGCUAUGAAAAUGUGGUGGUCGCAAAAUCUUUGCCUCAAAGUCCGCGCACUAAAAUACGCACCACAUGCAUGUCUCCAAAAAAGGACAAUAUUUCAAAUAAUAUAAUUAAACAAGCCGAUAACACUGAAUACGAUCAGUUAAUCAAAAAUUUUGAAGAGAAAUUUAAUCUUGAAAUUCAAGCGAUUGAGGAGAGCAGUCGUUGUCAACCCCAAGCAAUUUCCUCAAAACCUUCAAUUAUUGGGAAAAGCAACAGAAACAUUAACAAUCUGACAUUAAAUUUAAAGAUUCAGGCUCCAAAUUCGCCAAAGCCAAACAAAAAGCCGGCACCAGCACCUCGAACCACUCUACGUAAAGGUCAGUUCAGCGUUGCCGACACUAACCACAUUUCCGAUGAAUUGAGAAACGAUUUACCUAAUAAUUCUGAUAUAAAUGAGAUGAAAUCUCUCCAGACCGAUUUAUUAAAUCGUAUGCAAAUUUUGAAAUCGCAAAUUUCUGAACUACAGAAACAGGAAAAGGAAACGCUACAAGAGAUAAGUAUAGAAUCGUCACUAGUGCCUGCUGUCAAACUUCAGUUGACCGAAAAAUUUAAAAAUAAAUUGCAAGAAGAAUUACAGACUUUGCAGAACAAGGUCCAUCGUUUAGAAGCUCAGCGGAAUGCUACACGAGUUAUGGAUGAAAACAAGCAAGCCAAGCUUAAACAAUCCAUUGAAAUGAAACAAGAUCAAAUGAAGAGGUUAAAGGAAAUGCUGCAGCAGAAGCCCAAGGAUGUUUGCCUUAAAGAAGAACUUAUCAAAUUAAGCGAUUCCUUGGAAAAUGAUCGCAAGACUUUUGAGGAUUUAGAGUUUCAGUAUUUAGAGGGCGAAUCGGAAUGGCACGCGUAUCGUGAAGAGUUGCAUGCGGAGGAAAAAGCUCUUAUUCUAAAGAUUGAAGAAAAACGCAUAGAAUUGCAACACAUAGAACGACAGCUCGUUAAUAAUUAUGAAAGCACAACAAAGGAAUCGUCUUUUCUAAAUAAUCAACUGUUAACGGUUUUGAAGCAACUUAAGAACGGCCAAGAUCAUUUAAAAACUUUGGAAAAUAAUUUUAAUAAUGCAUCUGUACGACCGGAAAAGAACUCGCCAUCGCCCUCUUCUUAUUCCGUAUCGUCGGAAGUGGAGAAUGCUGAAACUAUAAAUAAGGAAGAAAAUAAUGGAAUUGAAACGACCUCGGUUAUGUCGCAAUCCUUAUUUGAUUCUACAGAACUGCUAUGCACCAAGCAUAACAAUACCGAUGUCAUGUCCAAAAGUAUUAAUGAAAAUAUAUUUUUUAACGAUAACAUUGAAUCACCAUACGUCACAACCUCUGUUGCCACAAAUUUUGAUGCGGAUAUUAUUAAAGUGAGCUCGAUUGAAGGCUCGGAUAAGGCCAAAUGUGGAAAUGUUGAAGUAGCCUGUAACCUUACCCUUGACUGUGAAAUCUUUGAAGUGAAUCCGCUAAACAAGAAAGUACCUUCCCAAGAUGAUAUUGAUCGCAUAUCUAAACUAACUUCAGACACUUCCAUUUCCGCAACAGGUGCCAAUACAAAAAUAUUCGAUUCAAUUAAAGAAAUCGAACGCAACCGUCAAUUGCUUUUGACCCAACAAGGUCACUAUGUUAUUGAACACGAAAGACAAAAAAUGAAUGACUUAAAGCAAAAGAUUCAUGAUGAAGCUUGCGCUCAGUAUAUAGCAAACCUCUCGUAUUCCGAUGACGCCAAUAAUUCAAACGAAUUUUCAAACGCUACGGAACAUUCAGCGAUGUGUGGACUCGACAGCCAAAAUAAGGAGAAUAUCAUAGAGGCUGAGAAAUAUGUUGUCACAAUAAAUAAAAGUGAAAGCUGUUCUCUCUCUCAACAGCAACGGCAUUCGCAUCCAGAGUACGAAGGCAAUAAUCGUGAGAAGUCCAAUCAAAAUAAAUCACGUCCACUUUCAGAAGCUAAUUCGGAAUUAAGCUAUGAAAUGUUAUCCGAGCAAGCCACCUGUAAAUCGAGCAAUGAACUUUCGCCGUUAGCUAAUUGCCGUGCUAUAGAUGGUGAUGAAAAGUGCUCGGUAAGUUUGAACUCCGAAGAAAGAAGCACAAGUAUGAAUAAUGAUAACAGCAGUGGACGUAAACGGAUUUUACCUAAACAUCAAAGACCUUUAACACGAUACCUGCCCAUUUUUUCGGCAGAAUUAAACUUAAGGCAGCAUAUAGAAUCAGCCGGUCAUCAGAUAUCCCUGUGUCCCCAUGUAUUUAUCGAUUCUUACAGUUGUCGCGGAUAUCUUCAUAAAUUGGGAGCCACUUUUCAUGGCUGGUCUAGGCGUUGGUUUGUAUUAGAUCGUCAGAGCAAUGCUUUCAUAUAUUACGCCGAUAAAUCUGAGCGUAAGCCGAGAGGAGGAGCAUAUUUUUCGACUAUCGAUGAAGUUUACUUAGAUCAUCUUAACGCGUCAAAGAGUGGUCGACCUCAUUGUACAUUUAUUGUUAAGACUAAAAAACGAAGUUACCACCUACAAGCAGCUUCCGGCGCUGCUGCCAGAAUAUGGAUCGAUGCUAUUAUAACAGGCGCUCAAGGCAAUUUAGAUUACUAAAUGGCAAAAGUUUUAC